AUGAAGCAUUCGAAAUUGCAGAUUAUGGAAGAUGAAAGUCUAAAACUGUUUCAAGAUCAAAUGGGCUUACAAAAAUUUUAUGACACCGUCUUGCAAGCUAUUCUCCGGCAUGUAAACUUCGAAGUUACGCGAUGCAUUUUGCUUGCAUCUGCAGGAUUCGUAAAAGAUCAUUUCUUUGAAUAUAUGAUGCAAUGGGCUUCUAAAAACGACAACCUGUUGCCUGAUUUACUAGAAGUUUUAGCUGAUCCUGCUGUAACAUCGCGUAUGGCGGAUACUAAAGCCAUGGCUGAAGUAAAAAAGCUGGAAAACUUUUAUGCAAUUUUACAAACAGAGCCAAGCCGCGCCUUUUAUGGUCUCAAGCACGUCUUGAAGGCUAACGAAGGCCAAGCAAUUGAUACCCUUUUGGUGUCUGAUAAUCUCUUCAGGUCUCAAAGUGUAGAAGAACGUAAGACGUACGUUAAGCUGGUUGAAAGUGUUCGAGACAAUGGAGGCACCACGCGCAUUUUCUCCUCUCUCCAUGUAUCGGGUGAACAGUUGACGCAGCUAACCGGUGUGGCUGCGGUACUCAGGUUUCCCAUGCCCGAGCUGGAAGAAGAACCGUUAGACAGUGAUGAAGACUCAUAACAAAGAAACUAAAACGAAGAAUUCCUUGCCUUUUUCAAGUCCAGUUCAAAAUAUUUCCUGCUGAACUUAAGUUGGAGGUGUAAAUAAAAUAAGGAAGUCACUGCU
Messenger RNA from Daphnia carinata, 729 nucleotides. RefSeq names its product protein pelota-like. Gene Ontology annotation, cellular component: cytoplasm. NCBI's taxonomy places the organism in Eukaryota, Metazoa, Arthropoda, Branchiopoda, Diplostraca, Daphniidae. Bases 1 to 624 code for a protein of 207 amino acids. The record is from RefSeq and is a predicted model, not a curated record. The transcript is spliced from 5 exons. Gene Ontology annotation, biological process: nuclear-transcribed mRNA catabolic process, no-go decay; RNA surveillance; nuclear-transcribed mRNA catabolic process, non-stop decay.